Messenger RNA from Gadus macrocephalus (Pacific cod), 2955 nucleotides. Its product is annotated as guanine nucleotide-binding protein G(I)/G(S)/G(O) subunit gamma-4. NCBI's taxonomy places the organism in Eukaryota, Metazoa, Chordata, Actinopteri, Gadiformes, Gadidae. The record is from RefSeq and is a predicted model, not a curated record. Gene Ontology annotation, cellular component: heterotrimeric G-protein complex. The coding region runs from base 582 to 809 and encodes 75 amino acids. The transcript is spliced from 3 exons. Gene Ontology annotation, biological process: G protein-coupled receptor signaling pathway. Gene Ontology annotation, molecular function: G-protein beta-subunit binding.
AUUGGGAGACCUCCAAAUCUAUAGCGUGUUCUGCAGGGAUGGAGACGAGAGAUAGAGCUCGCUAUUACACACAUACACACAACCACACACGAACAAGGACACACACACACGAAAACAGACACACACGAAAACCCACACGCACACACACAGACGUACACACAGAGUCGUACACACACAUACACACACUGUACACAGGCUGCCGUUGGACCUCCAGGUUGAUGCUUGGUUCCUGCCCCACAUAUUGGCUCGUCAUCGAGAGAUUCCCCCUGCUGCUGCGUGCGUAAUACUCUCCAGGUCCGUCCGUGGUGCCUUCCAGGUCUGCCCAUUCGGAUUCCUCUCGCUAAACGGAAUAUGCGUGAUUGCACGAUUCGUUAUAAGGCGAGGCACUGCUGAGCGCUGUCGGGGGAAUCUCAGUCCACGCCGCGGAUCGUUUUUUUUUGGAUGAAAGCAACGUAAGCGGGAUUUCCUUUUUUUCCUCAGCCUUCUGCUCGUUUUGAACAUUUGACAGCUCGGUUGGGUGGAGUCAAUCCGGAAUUCUUCACAUUGGAAUCGCUGGCACACACACACAUUUCAGCAGCACCAUGAAGGACUGCAUCGUCAACAACAGCACAGCCAGCAUCUCCCAAGCCAGGAAAGCGGUGGAACAGCUGAAGAUGGAGGCCUGCAUGGACCGGAUAAAGGUGUCCAAAGCAGCGGCCGACCUGAUGGCGUACUGUGACGCCCACAUACGCGAUGACCCGCUCAUCGUGCCCGUCCCCGCCUCUGAGAACCCCUUCAGGGAGAAGAAGUUCUUCUGCACCAUCCUCUGAUGCCCCUCCCCCGGCCCCGCCCACACCCCUGGCUCCGCCUUCUGCCUGUUAAAGAAACGUGUUCAUGUUUUUGGGGCAUGGCAUUGCCUGGCUUCACCGUCUUCACCAUAACGGAAGCUAAUGACCUCUUUGGCGUUGGGUUGGCUCAUUUUCUCCCUCCCUUCCCUUCCCCCCUCCCCCCCCCCCCCCCUUCCCCAGGCGGACACACUGUUGGUUGGUCAGAUAUGCCCCGCCCCUAACCCCCAACCCCGCCCCGCCCCGCCCCCACGUGUUGCUGAAAGGUUAGGGAAAGGGGGAUUCGGCUCCAAACUGGCAACCCAGUGAGCGUAUUAUGUCUUGUUCAAUAGGUUUGUUUAUUGCUUUGCUAUUAGAGAACAGCCUUGCUCACAGUGCUUAAUGAGAUGAGACAUGUUUUUUAUUAUGAUGACUCUUAUUAUGAUUAUUAUUAUUAUUAUUAAUAUCGUGCUAGAUCGUACAUGCCUCAGGAAACAGACAUGUCGCCCAGUGUUUUGGUUUAUCGCCCACAAGCUUUUAUUAUGCUUCAUGGUCAUGAACACAUUUUUAUCUUGCAAAUAGUUAUUUAACAUUGUGUGAGUGUUAUUUCCUCAUUCAAGGCUAAUUAAGUACAAUGGAAAUGAGAUGAGGAUUAAGUUUUACACUCAGCCUCACCCAGCUUUAUAGAUUAUCCCAUUCUCCCCGAAGGCUGUGAAACACAUCAACCCUAGUGUGAUAAAUAUGUCUGAGUAGGCCUAUUAGGACACACAUAGGUCACAUUCAACAGCAAAUCCAUCAUUAGGUUAAUUGGUGGUGGUUAAUUAAGAGGUAUUACUGUGCUACGCACCAAAACACUAACAGUGAUCUAGUCCAACUUUUCAAUUUUCAGUUUUUUACUUCAUGUAGACCAAUAUACAAUAUUUUUUUCCGAAUGUAAUUUUCAGUUAAUCCAGUAUAGUUUUAUCACGCUACAUACGGUUAAGUACCAGUGUGGAGCCUUCUUAGUUUACUACUUCCCCGCCUUCUGGUUUGUGUUGUGGGCAUGUUACCUGAGCGUGGCGUUCCGUGGGGCCGUGGCCGGGCCCCUCAGAGGGCAGGGCACCGGGGCGGGAGCUCACAGCGCCCCCUUGCGGAGGCCUCUGCAUGUUGCUGUCUGGAGCCCCGACAGCUCUUUUAGAGUGUACAGUAUGUUACAGUGCCAAUUUUUCUGUGAGAGAGGAGAUAUAAUUAUAUAAAACACCUACCCCCCACCCCUUUCGCCCCUUACCAAACCGUCUUUUAUGUAUUCUUUGUUUUUUGUUUGAUUUCUGUUGAGAAAAGCACAUUGUCGAAAUGUUUCCUUUACACACAGUAUAGUUGUAUGGAGUUUGCCAAUUUUUACGGAAUUGUUAUGAUCAUGAUUAAUAUUGUUAUUAUCACUAGUAUGGGGAUAUCUGCUCACAGUACUGACUGAAAAAUAUAUGACGUGUAGUGCUGCAUAAGCUUGUAUGAUAAUUAAGGGUGGGGGAAACACAUUUAUAAAUCAUGCAAUUAUUAAUACAAUGUGAGUAUUUUUUUAAAAACUAUGAUAAGGGUCGGUUUACAUGUUAUGAUCCCUUCUGUGGUUCAGGUCUCCUGCAUCAUAAACUCUUUGAUUUAUAUCAAUUUAUGAAGGAAGAAAAAUAAUCUCCUGGUACUUGAAUAGCCAUCUUAAUAGGUCUUAAACUCCUUUUACGCGAUAACCACCACCAAGACAGGAUGUUUGAUUUAACGCAAGCUGUUUUCAGGACCAUUAGUAAUUUAUUUCCGGUCUUAAAAAUAAAAACCCUGAGAGUUAUCUUCAGGGUUCAGCGCUCACUGACCUCGUAAACAAUGGUGCCAAAACUGAAAAAUUGACAUUAUAUGGCGAGAGAUGAAUAUUGCAUGGAUUUAUUUAUAUCUAUUACAGAAGAAUCAGCAAGCUAACAUGAUAUGAUAUGAGUACAAUUGCCUCUUUGUAGACUUCCGGGUGCUAUUCCCGCACAUGAUUUUCAAUGGGAACGGGAUCUGUAGACGUGUGCAGCUGUAUGUAUCGAUGAGUAGAGCUGACUCUCUUGGGUUAAAGCAUUUAGGUGGAAGGCUUUGUAAAUCCUUCAUGGAUGGAAUGAAUAAAAGGACAAAAAAGAAACCAGAA